Entelurus aequoreus (snake pipefish) is the source of this 2427-nucleotide messenger RNA. RefSeq names its product septin 7b (gene septin7b). Gene Ontology annotation, biological process: cilium assembly; cytoskeleton-dependent cytokinesis. Bases 6 to 1295 code for a protein of 429 amino acids. Gene Ontology annotation, molecular function: GTPase activity; GTP binding; molecular adaptor activity. The record is from RefSeq and is a predicted model, not a curated record. Lineage: Eukaryota; Metazoa; Chordata; Actinopteri; Syngnathiformes; Syngnathidae. The transcript is spliced from 14 exons. Gene Ontology annotation, cellular component: cell division site; septin ring; microtubule cytoskeleton.
ACUUCAUGGAUAAAACAGCUCAGCAAAAGAAUCUGGAAGGAUAUGUUGGCUUUGCAAGCCUCCCCAACCAAGUGUACAGGAAGUCUGUCAAGAGGGGCUUUGAGUUCACCCUGAUGGUCGUGGGUGAGUCGGGUUUGGGAAAAUCCACGCUGAUCAACUCGCUCUUCCUCACCGACCUGUACUCAGCAGAGUAUCCAGGACCUUCACAUCGAAUCAAGAAGACAGUCCAGGUGGAGCAGUCAAAAGUGCUCAUAAAAGAAGGCGGCGUGCAACUGUUGCUCACAAUUGUUGACACUCCAGGCUUUGGUGAUGCUGUCGACAACAGCAACUGCUGGCAGCCCGUCAUCGACCACAUCGACAGCAAGUUUGAGGAUUACCUGAACUCUGAAUCACGGGUGAACAGACGACAGAUGCCCGACAGCCGAAUUCACUGCUGCCUCUACUUCAUCGCACCCUCAGGACACGGACUGAAGCCCUUGGACAUCGAGUUCAUGAAACGUCUGCAUGAGAAAGUCAAUGUCAUCCCGCUGAUCGCCAAAGCAGACACGCUCACGCCAGAGGAAUGUCAGCAGUUCAAGAAGCAGAUCAUGCGAGAAAUCCAAGAGCACAAGAUCAAGAUAUACGAGUUCCCCGAGACGGAUGACGAAGAGGAAAACCGCCUGGUGAAGAAGAUCAAGGACAAGCUGCCGUUGGCCGUCGUGGGCAGCAACACCAUCAUCGAGGUGAACAGCAAGCGGGUCAGAGGCCGACAGUACCCCUGGGGGGUUGCAGAAGUUGAGAACAGUGACCACUGUGACUUCACCAUCCUCAGAGACAUGCUCAUCAGGACUCACAUGCAGGACUUGAAAGACGUGACAAACAAUGUCCACUAUGAGAACUACCGCAGCAGGAAGCUGGCGGCCGUCACCUACAAUGGCGUGGAGAACAACAGGGCCAAGGGUCAACUGUCCACCAAAAUUGACGCUGUUGAAGGAAUGAGUCCUCUGGCCCAGAUGGAGGAGGAGAGGCGGGAGCAUGUGACCAAGAUGAAGAAGAUGGAAAUGGAGAUGGAGCAGGUGUUUGAGAUGAAAGUCAAGGAGAAAGUGCAGAAGCUUAAAGACUCUGAAGCAGAGCUUCAGCGGCGCCACGAGCAGAUGAAGAAGAACCUUGAGGCGCAGCACAAGGAGCUGGAGGAGAAGAGGCGUGUGUUUGAGGAGGAGAGGGCAAACUGGGAGGCUCAGCAACGCCUGGAGCAGCAGAGACUGGAGGCCUCCAGAACUCUGGAGAAGAACAAAAAGAAAGGCAAGAUCUUUUGAAGAGACAGUCGUCAGGACCAAGUCGACUUAGUUCUGUUUGCCAACGUUGCCGCUCAGGGCAUCAUCAGUGUGUGGCACUGACACCCCCGUAUCCUUCCUCUUUUCUCUCCCGACCUUCCUCUGUGUUCCUGCACCCGGCCACUAGGGGGUGUCUGUUGCUCUAUGUGUGGGUGUGGGGUUGGGGGGCGCGAUAGUGGCAAAUACAUUCGGAACCAGCGCCCUCCCACCCCCACACUGCCUCUGGACUCAUCAUUGAAGAAUGUGUUUACUUUAAAACCGUAAAACGUACAAAAAGGCCAAACCCAUGUUAUUUUUUUAAUUAUUAUAAUUAAUAUUGGUGUUGUUAUUACUGAAUACCGCCCCAGCCCCGUCCCCCCCUCUGCAGUGCUCCUGUCCUCCAAGGUUGCUUUUUAAAUGAUGGUGGUGUUUUGACUGUUGUACAAUCACAUUCGUUUACAGGAAAGAAAGUCCGCUUGUUAACGAGAACAUGAAUCUGAUUGUCCUACAUGCAGGAAGAUGACAUUGACUUAUCUUUUUUGUUUUCUUUUCAACGUAAACCCGGUGAACCUUCUUUUUUUUAACCCUUCCUCUCCCAGUGCAACAGCAUAAAAUGAAACGGUGUCAAUGUCAAGAAUGAGACUAAAUUAAAACAAUAAAAUGCACCUUGGGCCUUUUUUAUAGAUACAAAUAAUGGCUUAAGCUUCUUAUUCCUGCAAUAUAAAUACUUAUGUCUGUUCAGCAAUCUCCACUAGUUUUGGACCACCAUUUAUAAUGUUGAAAGUAUUAUAUUUCACUUUAGUUUAUUUUUAUAUAUAUAUAUAUAUACAUACACACACACCGAGCCAGCUGAAGUAAGAAAGACCUGCUUUUGUACGUGUAGAAGAAAAGAAAACUUAACAGCUGCGUCCACUGUUUGUAAAAUAAUACUUCCGUAAUCAGAGGACACCCUGGACGCCCAAACAAUAAUAAAAGGAAUUAAAAACCUAAAAUUUUUCAAAUGCGCUGCAAACUGCCAGUGGGAAAUGAAGAGUCAACACCGCAUUUUUGCUUUGGCUAUGUACUCCAUCUUUGUAUUUUUAAUGUUAUUUUUCAUUUGUAUUGUACAAAGUCACUUAAUAAACCUGUGAUCAUA